Molecule: messenger RNA, 1356 nt
Organism: Enterobius vermicularis (human pinworm)
Lineage: Eukaryota; Metazoa; Nematoda; Chromadorea; Rhabditida; Oxyuridae
Source: the annotation of a GenBank genome assembly
AUGAGUUGCCAGCUUGCUGGCUUUGUCUUUUCAGAUAAUUUUGACGAUCGGUGGGCUGCAAAAAGGAGAAGCGAUAUCCAGGGUUUGCGAGGUGUAGCAAUAAUUUAUGUUCUCAUCUUUCAUCUUUGGCCUGAGGUUUUCCCUUAUGGAUACCUUGGAGUUGACAUUUUUUUUGUCAUUUCUGGAUACCUGAUAACUUUUAUUCUUUGGAACCAGAAACCUUUUACUGUCAAGGUGUUUCUGUCAUUUUACAAAAAACGAAUAAAACGGAUAUUCCCAGCUUACUAUCUGAUGCUUUUUUUCGUUCUCAAAUUCGGCUGCUUCACGUUAACUGCAAUAGAUUAUUCUACUUUACGCGGCGAAGCAUUAUGGGCUAGCAGUUUUGCCACGAAUAUAUUGAAAUAUUAUCAGGAUUUGAACUAUUUUGCUGAGAUAUCAGGCUAUGAUUUCCUUCUUCAUACCUGGUCGCUAGCAGUAGAAAUUCAAUUUUAUUUGAUUGCUCCAGUUUUGAUGCUUCUGCCCUCUGUUUUGCCUUGGGGUGGUACUGCGUUAUGGUGUUUGAUUGCUCUUGCUUCCUUAUACUACAAUUUGGUAUCUAAAGGGCCGUUACAGUUCUCUUCACUCUUCUCCCGAUUAUGGCAAUUUUGCUGCGGUGGCACUGCUUAUUUUCUUUCCGAAAAUGCUAUUUUUGCUAUGGAACUCUCAAUUUUAGUCGGUGUCGUUUCGUAUUGGCAUGUUGAGAAGAGAUUUCUACGAUUAGAGCUCUCUCAUACUAUUUAUUUCCUUAUUGUUGUGGUAUUUGGUAUACUGCACAUGACAUCAUUGAGACCGACAUCUGUCUUGUCAACACUUGACUCGUCAGCACUAAUAAACAGAACCUGGAAUAUAGAAAGUGCUGUCAAGACUAGGUUUGGGGCCAACUGCUACCACUUCCGUGAUGUUCCUUACCUUCCAACAAAUAUACCAGAUUCUAUAAGAAAACAGGCGAUUGAAGAAAACAACUUUUUUUUGAAAGCUAUUUUGCCGUUUUACAGGAAAGACGACAACUUGACUGACCCGCUGUAUGAAAAGCAUUUUGUAAAAAACGGAGUUGCAAUUGAAUUUGCCGAUUAUUUUAAGGUGUUCUUGAAUUUCGAAAGAAUUAGUACGAGGUUGAUCUUGAAAAGUCUAGAAAAGAAUCUCAGUUUUUCUGGCGUUUACGGCGAGUUUGCUGAAUUUCGGCGAUCGUUUCGAUACGCAUUUCAACGCCUGGAGAAUUUGUGGUGCAAAAAUUGUAUAAAAAUUUAUCCGCAUAGAAUGUUUUGCGAUUCAAAAUUAAUGGUACAAAGUUCAAUAAAUGAACGAGAUUCAUAUUGA